AAAACAUUUGAGCUUUGGCUGGCUUCUGUGGCUAGGGAUGUUGUCCUGGAAGAAGUGUCAUGGACUGGGCAUGGCGCGGCUCUUGGGUUUCUGCUUGUUGGUUCUGUUUUUCUGGAGGGGCUCCCAGGCUUGCCCCACAUCCUGCACUUGCACUACUACUCGGAUCUGGUGCAGCAAUCCUUCUCCGGGUAUCAUGGCCUUUCCAAGACUGGAACCAAACAGUCCUGACCCAGAGAAUAUCACAGAAAUUUAUAUUGCAAAACAGCCAAGGUUAGAGACCAUCAUUGAAGAUGACCUGGAAGGAUAUGUGGGGCUGAAAAAUCUAACGGUGGUGGAAUCAGGACUAAUAAUGGUGGCUCAUCAAGCAUUUCUGAAAACCCCUAAUCUGCAGUACAUCAAUUUUACCAAGAACAAAUUGACAAGUUUGUCUAGGAAGCAUUUCCGUCAUCUCUUCUUGACUGAGCUAACUUUAGUGGGCAAUCCAUUGAAGUGCUCUUGUGACAUCCUAUGGAUCAAGACAUUCCAAGAGACUAAAUCCAAUUCAGAGACGCAGGAUUUAUACUGCAUAAAUGAAAACAAACAGAAGAUUCCUCUAAAAGACCUGAAGAUACCCAACUGUGUUGUGCCAUCAGCAAAUUUGAUCUCACCCAAUCUCACAGUUGAGGAAGGGAAGUCCAUCACAUUGUUUUGUAACACAUCAGGACAUCCAGCUCCUGAUGUAUCCUGGGAAGUCGGUAAUCUGGUUUCCAAACAUAUGAAUGAAACAAGCAAAGCAUCAUCGGCCUCUUUAAAGAUAACUAACAUUUCAUCUGAUGACAGUGGAAAACAAAUCUCUUGUGUGGCAGAAAACAUUGUAGGAGAAGCGCAAGAUACUGUCAACCUCACGGUGCAUUUUGCACCAACUAUCACAUUUCUCGAAUCUCCAACCUCAGACCACCACUGGUGCAUUCCAUUCACUGUGAAAGGAAACCCCAAACCGACGCUGCAGUGGUUCUAUCAAGGGGCCAUUCUGAAUGAGUCUAAGUACAUCUGUACUAAAAUACAUGUUACCAAUCACACCGAAUACCAUGGCUGCCUUCAGCUGGAUAAUCCUACUCACAUGAACAAUGGUGUCUACACCUUAAUGGCCAAGAAUGAGUAUGGCAAAGAUGAGAAGUGGGUCCAGGCUCACUUCAUGGGCCGUCCUGGAAUUGAUGACGGUACAGACCCAAAUUACGAUAUUGACCUUUAUGGUGGCUAUGAUUAUGAGACCACACCUAAUGAUAUUGGAGAUACUACAAAUAAAAGUAAUCAAAUCACUUCAACAGAUGUUUCCAACAGAGAGAAUGAAGAUAGCAUCACGGUGUAUGUUGUAGUGGGAAUUGCAGCAUUGGUAUGCACUGGUUUGGUGAUAAUGCUGAUUAUUCUUAAAUUUGGAAGACACUCCAAGUUUGGCAUGAAAGGUCCUUCUUCAGUUAUCAGCAAUGAUGAUGACUCCGCCAGUCCACUCCAUCACAUCUCCAAUGGAAGUAACACUCCAUCUUCUUCAGAAGGAGGCCCUGAUGCUGUCAUUAUUGGAAUGACCAAGAUUCCUGUCAUUGAAAAUCCCCAGUACUUUGGAAUCACAAACAGUCAACUCAAGCCAGACACAUUUGUUCAGCACAUCAAGAGACAUAACAUCGUUCUGAAAAGAGAACUAGGCGAAGGAGCCUUUGGAAAAGUUUUCCUAGCCGAGUGUUAUAACCUCUGCCCUGAACAGGACAAGAUCUUGGUGGCUGUAAAGACACUGAAAGAUGCCAGUGAAAAUGCCCGCAAGGACUUCCACCGAGAGGCUGAAUUGUUGACCAAUCUCCAGCAUGAGCAUAUUGUGAAAUUCUAUGGUGUCUGUGUUGAAGGGGAUCCUCUUAUCAUGGUCUUUGAAUAUAUGAAGCAUGGAGAUCUCAACAAAUAUCUCAGGGCCCAUGGUCCAGAUGCUGUGCUCAUGGCAGAAGGCAACCGCCCCACUGAACUGACCCAAUCCCAGAUGUUGCACAUUGCCCAGCAGAUUGCAGCUGGCAUGGUUUACUUGGCAUCCCAGCAUUUUGUGCACCGUGAUCUUGCCACCCGGAACUGCUUGGUCGGAGAGAACCUACUGGUGAAAAUUGGUGACUUUGGGAUGUCCCGUGAUGUAUACAGUACCGACUACUACAGGGUUGGGGGCCAUACAAUGUUACCCAUCCGUUGGAUGCCUCCGGAGAGUAUCAUGUAUAGAAAAUUUACCACGGAAAGUGAUGUCUGGAGCCUGGGGGUUGUCUUAUGGGAGAUCUUCACCUAUGGCAAACAGCCAUGGUAUCAGCUCUCAAACAAUGAGGUAAUUGAAUGCAUCACACAGGGCCGAGUCCUGCAGAGGCCUAGAACGUGUCCAAAGGAAGUGUAUGACCUGAUGCUGGGGUGCUGGCAGCGAGAGCCUCACAUGAGGCUUAACAUCAAAGAUAUCCAUUCCCUCCUUCUGAACUUGGCCAAGGCAUCCCCAGUCUACCUGGAUAUUCUAGGCUAGGGUCCCCACCAACCUUCUAUCCCCCAUUGCACUUCCUCAGACAGGCCAAGUGAACGAUUGUGUUCUAGCUGCCGCUGAACUCCAUCCAAAUGUGUUCUUAACUGACAGUAUUAAUGACAAUGACAUUGAGAAGCUUUCAGAGGGAAGCAGUGUGCACUUCUCCAUCUGUAGACACAGUAUUGACUUCCUUUUGGCAUUAUCAAAUCUUAUCUCUUUUUCUCUUUCUCUUUUUUUCCCCAUCUCCUUGGUUUAUUUUUCUAUUCUUCUCCCUCUUUCCCCUACCCUUACCUUUUCUUUUCAAUCAAUCUGGCUUCUGCAUUAUUAUUAUUAUCUCUGCAUAGACAAAAGCCUUAAAAAAAAAAACCCAACAACAACCAGAUUUGUUUAUCGGCAGAUGCCUGAGUUUGUCCCACAAAACUAACAAUGCCUUCUUGUACUCCUGCCUUUGCAAAGGAUGACAAAAAAAGGGAAAACUUGAGUAUCUGACUUCAACUUUGUGACUUCUGUUGUACAUACAUUGGGAGUUUCUAUGGAUUUGCGUCUAUUUAUUUAUUAUUAUUAUUAUUACUAUUAUUCUUAUCAUCAUCACUAUUAUUUGACUGCUUAAGCCCUUGUAUGGAACAGGAAAAGCCGUGUUCUAUCUGGGAAGCCUAUUUCCAUGGCAGAGAGAAGGAAGACCUGUGGAUGCACUGUAUGGGAAAGCAACAAAGAUUGGAAUCAGCUGGCAUCAGAGCCCACAUGUGAAACUCCAACUCUGUGUGGGAAGGAAGUAUUUGACACAUUUCCCUGAGCACCUUCAUGGAUCAUGGAACCCUGUGCUUUGGGGCUACUCUUUCCCCCAAUGACCAGAUACAGUACAUUAAAGUAGAAAGAAAGAAAAACGUUCCUGAAUUUUACAAGGUAGAAGGCAGUAUUAUAAACUCAGAUGUAACCAUGUCUGUAGGAUGCCAAUGGUUUGUUUGUUUUUUUAAAAGUGUUAUCCACCAAGCCUUUGGUAAAUUAUGCUAAAAUUGGAUGUAUUUUUUGGUACGGUGUUAAUUUCAGGGUCAAGAUUGGAAUCUGAAGGCUUUGAUAAGAUAGGGCAAGCUGUAAAUGCUGAGGCAAAGUUUAUCUCCUGUUGUGCUUAUCAGACAGCAUCUUCUACCUUCCCUUUUUCCUCCCUUUCCCCAUCUCCCCUUUUCACUGUGCAAGCAAAAUCGUGCAUGGUCUUUGUCAAUUAAUACUUUGUGUGCAGGAAUUUACUGUGCACCCUGAGAGGCAUAGCCAAUCCAUAAAGGUGUAACAUAUUUAAUUAGAGAAAGCUAAUGGAAGUCAUUAGAGACGUUGAAACAUUUCUGCAUUGUUACAGAUAAUGCUAGACCAAAACAAAUUCAGACCCUGAAACAUGGAGGUCCUAAUGGAUUGGACCAAAAGGACUGAGAAGGAAAGGUAGUAAUAAAUCCCAGAGGCAACUAAAAUAUGUGGCUCUGUGGUGAUCCCUUGAUAUUCAGUGUAUACAGGCCCUGCCCUUGCUCUGUGCUCCAGUUGGAAGAGUCAUUUCAUUUAGAGCAUUGUUGGCUAUUGGAUGUAUGUGUUGUUGUUGUUUUUAAUUCAUUGAUAUUUUUGUUAUUGUUGUUAGGCAUGGCAUGGUUUGCCAAAGGGAGACUGUGUCCAGAUUUAGCAUUGGAGGCAAGCUCAUAGAUAAAUACUUUCUGCAAAAAAAAAAAAAAAAAAAAGAAAAGAAAAGAAAAAAGAAAAAAAAGAAAAAAAAAAGGAUAUAAAUUGAAAUUUAAAGUUAUUAUUAUUAGUGAUACCAAGAAAGAAGUCCCUUUUAAUCUUUAUGCCUCCCUCUAUGAGGGGGGCUUUUGCUGAAAAAUUGACCUCUUUAUAACAUGAGCCAGAUUGAAAAGGAGUCAUUUUUUAUUUAUUGAUUUUUUUUUAAUUUUAGAAGUUGAGUGUUUUGUUUCUUAUGUGCAAUCACUGUGUUGCUGUUCGAGUUCCAUACAUUAUUUAUUGAGGUACCUUCUUCUCCUUGAAAGGCAUUUAAAUCCAGUCCUCAAAAAUUCAAAAUGUAAACAAAAGACAAAAAACAAAUUUUAAAAUCUAAAACCAACCAUUCUCUAUAAUUUGCUGGUCAGUGAGUGACAGGAUUAAAAUGUUUUCAUUUGUGAAUGAUAAGAAAACAAUCAAAAAUAGACAUACUAAUAUAAUGAAAGCCAUAUCUAUCAUUAAGAAAUCAUAUUACUUUUCAAUCACUGUGGAAAGCUAGUGGAAGAAGGAAUAGAACAGUUUCAUACAUAGCCAUUUCUGCAAAGCCAUGGAUGCUGACAGGAGCAGGGCAGUACCAUAGACCAUCGUGGAAUAGGCUUGUUUUGUCAGAGCUUUAUCAGGUUGAGUUAAUCUUAUUAGAAAAGUCACUUAUUUUUAUUUCAUAAAUUUUCUAAUAAGACAAUAGCCUACUGGAUCAGAAUCAAGAAGAACUGUGCAGUUUUAGGGUGAAAGAUUAUCAGAAUUGAAUGGAAAGCUGGGACAAUGAGAUCCAGGUUUAUUUCAUCACAGAGCAGUUUUGUAUCCUUGUCGAUGAGGGGAAAAAGAAGAAAUGUCCCCUUGCAGUCCAUCAGAAAAGCACUUUGAAGUUAUGAGAUGAAAGGUUCUAUGCAAGUGCAAAGUAUUAUUAUUUAUUGCUAUUUAUUAUUGUUGUCAUUGUUAUUAUUGCUGCUAUUUCUAUUCCUGUUGUUUGUGUUCAUGUGAGAGAUCAUCUCACCUUCAAAGAAAAGUGGCAGGUUCUCAAAGAAGCUGGAUAAGCAGCAAAAACAAACAAAAAAUACCUUGACCUUAUUGAUCCUCGUCCCUUCAUCUCCCCUCAAUGCCUCCCUAUUCUGUAUCAAAAGAGUGUCCUCCUAUAAGAUAGAGAAAAUGUCUAGUGGUUUAAGAAUAUGUAUUGCAAGUCAUAAUGCAGGGCAAUCCAAAGGACCUAGUGGCCUAAUCCAAAUCAAGUUAUUCCAAUGUUCCUAAGGGAGAAAGUCCAGAUCUUUCUGGGAGCAGAUCCCUUUUUAAGUUGAUUUUUGAUUGUCAUACACUGAAAACUCUUUGCUGGACUGUCCAUCCUGAGUUAGGGCUCAGGAAAUGUAACAAGCUUCUAUGGAUGUAUAUCCAUAGAAGUUUGUCACAUUUGUCACAUAUAUAUAUAUAUAUAUAUCCUCCACCAAGAAGCACCUGAAAUCAAAACUAUAGCCCAUGCAAAUGAGCAGUGAACAAAAGAAAAAUCUGCGUUCCUUAAUUCACCCCUGGGGUUUAAAGUUAGCCGAAUAAGCAGAAAAGCAAGAGAAGAAAAAUAGAUAGCCACGAGGUGAGCUGCUUCUAUGCUAAUUUUGCUCAGUUUUAAUGAAGCCCUGAUAUGCUGAGCAAAUAUGACAAUCAGGCUUAUUUAGAAACCUUUCUGGACUAUGCUGUAAAGGAUCAUACAAAUAAUUCACAUUCUAGGUGUGUAUAUUUACAUAAGUUACACAUGUGGUAUUUACAUGUAUUUAUAUAUGUUGCAUUUGGUUUAUACAUGUACAAACAUGCACACACAAUGUGCUUACGUAUUUAUGUAUAAAUGUAUACCCCCACAUUCAUAGGAAUAGCUGUAAUUAGAAUAAAGUAUUGCUAGAUUGAGCUAAACUGAUAAAUAACCAAAUUUUUAAUUUUUAAAAAUCAUCUUGUAAUUAAUGUUUCCUUUCUCUAAUGUCUCCUACAGUAGUAGGACAAAUGGGAGACCCUGCAUAUUUAGAAUGUUGGUAUGAGCACCAUCACACCCCAUUUUGUGCAUCCACUGAUUUUUUGCACAGCAGAUUGGAUUAAGAAAGUAAUUCUCAGUGUACAGUUCCAGGAGAGAAAAUUUGGUUUUUAUCACUCAGUACCAUCAUUUUUCUAUUGUCCCAUUUUGAUACUUGUGCCCUCUGGGGAUUUCAUACUGGUGUGCAGAAACCAAGAAUUCCAAAGGAAAAACUGGAAUGUUUGGGGCACAAUGCCUCCCCCUCUCUAAGAGAACAAUGGUGAGAAGUCCAAGACCCUGGAAUAAUAGCAGCAAAUGUUAGGCGCUUCCCACAUUCUCCCCUUCAACCUCCCUAAAUCUGCAGAAUACAAACAAGCUGGAUGGAAUGCAGUCUUUUAUGUAAGGAUACAUGGCCUCCUUGUCAUAAAUGGACUUCUCCCCACCCUUUAAUUUUUUUUAGAACAGCAUGGUUUUUAGAGAUACAUGGUCUCUGACCCAAUAAAUAGCUACAUCCCACCUUCCCCCCUCUGUCUUUUUCCUUCCCCUCUCUUCCUUGUCUUCUUCUUUCUCUCUCCCCCUUCUCUCCCUCUUUUCCCAUCUCUUCUUUUCCCUUCUUUCUACUUUCCCUUUCCUCCUCUCUUUCCCUUUCUUUCUUUCUCCUUUUCUCCCUCUCUCCUCUCUUCCCUUCAUCCUCAUUCUCCUCUUUCCCUUUCUUUCUUCCUCCUUUUCUCUCCCUCUCUUUCCCCCUCUCCUCUCUUCUCUCACCCCUCCACUCCUUCUUUUCUUUUUUCUCUUCUUUUCACCUCGCAGAGAUUUUUCCUUUUGGAUUGUGGCUUUGUCUUUGUCUUGCUAUUACAAAAGAAAUGAAAUGAGAAAUAUCUCAGGACGCAGCCAAUGUUCUAAAUCCCCAGAUGUCCAGGUCACCAGUUGAGUAAAUUGGUGAUGCAUACUAAUACUCACCAAGACUCUCCCUAAGGCUAACAUAGUUUGUAAAUGGACAUCAAAAUGUUAUUCUAGUGAAUUUGGAUUGGGCAAGAGGUCGGGAUUUAUAAAGACCCAGGUUUCAAUAGCACAGAAAGUUAUAUGAGUUGUUAUCGUCAGGGCUGGAAUGAAUCACUACUGCUCCAGUCAAGGGGUCCUUAAAGAACCUGCAUUUGGGUUGUUUACUUGCAUUUUCCCCAAUUCUUUUUCUUCCUUCUUUGCUACAUUCGUCACAAAUAAAAAGCAAAAAACAACAAUAACAAAGGUUUGUGCGUUGCAAGCAAAACACUGUGAAUUUCACAACAGCAACCAAACUAUUCUUUUGCCAUCUAAAUAUAUGUCUCAGGAGAAGUGGGGAAAGAUGGGGGGGACGGGGAUUAUUUUACAGUCUAUGCAUUCUAGGGCCAGGUCGAUGUUUAUCAGUUCAGUUUCUGCAUCAAAGAAGCCCCAAGCAAAGAGUUACUAGACAUACGUCUUUUUGAAAAGGAAGUGUAUUGGAUGAGUAUCCUAGAAACUGUUAGUAGCCAAAUAAUUGAACAGAAAAGAAAAAUGAAGAUGAAGUGGAAUGGGAUGUCUAUAGAGGCCUAUAUCUUGCAGCUUAUGUGUAUAUUUCUGUCGCUUAAAGAAAAAAUUAUUUGUGUGAAACAACUGAAUGUGUUUUAAAUAACAAGGUCUUUUAAUUAAAUGUGGAUUUCAAUUAUGUAACCCUUUUUAAAAAAAGACCAAAUUUUGAUGAAAUAUUGGUUCCUGCUCUGGUCUACCUAUACUUCAUGUAUCUGUGUAGAGAUACAGGAAUUAUAUACAUUUGUGUAUGUAUAUAGAGAGAUGUUUGUAUAUAUCCAGACAGUAUAUACAUACAUUUCAAUAUCUCUCUAUGGAUAAACUUUUCACUAAUCCAUGACCUGGUGUUUGGAGCACUCUUUCUCUCUUAUCCCCUUUCUCUCUUUCUCCCUCUGUUCAAUUUAUUUUUCCUUAACUUUCCUUUCAUUUUAUUUGUUGUGAUGUCUCUGUACAGAUGCCUAGUGGUUCUCAUUUUUGCAGUCUGUUAUAGAGGUCCAUUGCUUUAAAAAAAAAAAAAAAAAAAAAGGCCCACUUGCAUCUUGGCUGAUUUCAAAGUGACAUCUGAGUAUCAGUGUUUAAAAAGCAAGUUUUGUUUGUGAAUCAUGUGACCAGCUUCUCUCAACCUGACAUGGAAAGUCUCUUGUACUACAGUGUAUUUAAUAAAAAUGAUGUCUUAAAAUAAACAAUGUCAUACAAAGA
Antechinus flavipes (yellow-footed antechinus) is the source of this 8492-nucleotide messenger RNA. RefSeq names its product neurotrophic receptor tyrosine kinase 2 (gene NTRK2). Gene Ontology annotation, molecular function: brain-derived neurotrophic factor binding; axon guidance receptor activity; brain-derived neurotrophic factor receptor activity. The coding region runs from base 38 to 2515 and encodes 825 amino acids. Gene Ontology annotation, biological process: regulation of phosphatidylinositol 3-kinase/protein kinase B signal transduction; homophilic cell-cell adhesion; positive regulation of kinase activity. NCBI's taxonomy places the organism in Eukaryota, Metazoa, Chordata, Mammalia, Dasyuromorphia, Dasyuridae. Gene Ontology annotation, cellular component: signaling receptor complex; plasma membrane; axon. The record is from RefSeq and is a predicted model, not a curated record. The transcript is spliced from 17 exons.